Striga asiatica is the source of this 2231-nucleotide messenger RNA. NCBI's taxonomy places the organism in Eukaryota, Viridiplantae, Streptophyta, Magnoliopsida, Lamiales, Orobanchaceae. The record is from the annotation of a GenBank genome assembly.
GCUCUCAGUACAUCACGCACUUGAUACAUCUAGACCUCUAUUUUUCAUAGUUAGGCAGCUCACUAUCUCUGGUGGUGGCUGAAAAGGUGUUGCUAGAAAUUCCCAUUCUGCCGAACCGCAAGUGUCCAGUGUCGGGAAGAUGGGUGGAGAUGAGAGGUGGUGCGUGGUGACCGGCGGCAGAGGAUUCGCGGCGCGGCAUUUGGUGACGAUGCUCAUCAAAUAUGGCAUGUUCUCGGUGCGUGUCGCAGAUUUGGGUCCCAGCAUCAACCUCAAUGCCGAAGAGGAGAAUGGUGUUCUAGGCGAGGCUCUGAAGUCUGGCCUAGCGGAGUACGUGUCCGCAGAUCUUCGCGACAAAUCUCGAGUGCUGAAAGUUUGUCAAGGAGCUGAGGUUGUCUUUCAUAUGGCUGCUCCAGAUUCCUCCAUUAAUAACCAUCAGCUGCAUCAUUCUGUCAAUGUCUUAGGGACCCAAAACAUUAUUGAUGCGUGUGUUGAGCUGAAAAUCAAACGACUUAUAUAUACUAGCUCCCCAAGUGUGGUCUUUGAUGGAGUUCAUGGAAUACUAAAUGGAAAUGAGUCGUUACCGUACCCUGAUAAGCACAAUGACUCGUACUCUGCUACAAAAGCCCAUGGAGAAGCUCUGGUUAUCAAGUCAAAUGGUUUACAUGGACUUCUGACGUGCUGCAUCCGACCUAGCAGCAUUUUUGGCCCAGGCGAUAAGUUGCUUGUUCCAUCAUUAGUUGCUGCAGCACGGUCAGGGAAAUCUAAGUUCAUCAUUGGAGAUGGCAACAACUUGUACGACUUUACUUAUGUUGAGAAUGUUGCACAUGCUCAUAUAUGUGCAGAGCGAGCUCUGGCAUCUGAUGGGACCGUAGCGGAAAAGGCUGCUGGACAGGCAUUCUUCAUUACCAAUAUGGAAGCAAUUAAAUUUUGGGAAUUUAUCUCUCUAAUUCUUGAAGGUCUUGGUUAUGAAAGGCCAAAAAUUAAGAUUCCUGCCUCUGUCAUGAUGCCAAUUGCGCAAAUGGUGGAGUUGAUAUACAAACUUUUAGGCCCUUAUGGGAUGAAGGUGCCACAGUUGACACCUUCAAGGAUUCGACUUCUCUCUAUCAGCAGAACCUUUGAUUGUUCUAAAGCAAAUGACCUUAUUGGCUAUACACCCAUCGUGCCACUACAGGAGGGCCUUAGAAGAACUAUUGAAUCAUACCCACACUUGAGGGCUGAUGUUCGAACUAAAAAGGAUGGGCCAUCUAAAGCUGAAUUACUUCUUGGCCGUGGAAAAGUUGCUGACACUCUACUGUGGAGGGACAAAAGGCAGACACUUACUUUAAUACUGAUAUUGGCCGCAUUAUAUUUCAAUUUCAUAACAACUGGGUGUACCCUCGUUACUGCAGUUUCCAAGCUUCUAUUACUGGCAUUAGUUUUCAUUUUCAUUCAAGGCAGACUGCCACAGAAAAUAUUUGGAUAUAAAAUUGAAAAAAUUCCCGAGUCAAAGUUCAAUGUCUCAGAAGCUGCAUCUCGGAAGGCUGCUCUUUCAGCAGCAUCCAGUUGGAAUUCUGCUGUUAGUGAUCUUAAAUCACUCUGUAAGGGAAACGACUCUAUGCUUUUCCUCAAGGUGGCUUUCUCUUUAUUGUUUCUCAGCAUGCUUGGUGCAGUUUCACUACGUAAUGCCUUCACAAUAGGACUACCACUAGCCUUUAUUUCAUUCGUCGUGUAUGAGAAAAAGGAGGAAGAGAUUGAUAAUCUAGUCCUAAAACUUGUCUCGUUUGGAUGCAAAUUGAAGUCCAAAGUCACUGGAAAGGUUUCCAACUCAAAGAAACAACUGUAGUUGAAGGAAGUCCAGUGUCAAUGUAAUUGGUGAAGUGACUUAGGUAAUAUCAAAUACUUAAAGUUUUAUCACCAGUUUUAUGAGGGUGCACAAUGAGACGAUAUAUGCCAUAACUUUCUAUUCUUUAUUUUUGGGGCAAAUGGUGAGGCCACCGUCUUCUCUUAACACUGGGAGUACAGUUAGCACGAGUGUUGUGGACUUUGAAUUUGUUCUUUUAUCACGGCUGUUUUGGUUCUUUUAUAGCUAAACUGUGAUUUAUCCUUUAGGGAUAAAACACUGGCUGAUUUAUCCUUUGGUUUCCAUUAACGGUUGAAUAAAGUGUUAAUAUGGAGCAAAAUCAAUUUAUUCCAAUUUAUCUCAUGGCAUGUACACAAGCAACCACGGGCUAAUUCAAAUCCAAACUUUAAAA